Molecule: messenger RNA, 2901 nt
Organism: Beta vulgaris subsp. vulgaris (sugar beet)
Lineage: Eukaryota; Viridiplantae; Streptophyta; Magnoliopsida; Caryophyllales; Amaranthaceae
Exons: 2
Coding region: 624-2663 (679 amino acids)
Molecular function (GO): protein binding
Source: RefSeq, a predicted model, not a curated record
AAGGCAUGCUUCAUUUCUCAAAGUUUGAGAAAUAAUUGCCGUCCUACUUCUUCCCUCCUUUUUUUCUCUCUCAUAUGACCAUAUCAAUUCACUUUAAUAAUUUAGAUUUCCCUUCUUUCUCAUCAUACAUUCAUACCAACUUUACUAAUAUUCUAUACUUAAUUAUCUAGAUUAGUUAAAUAAACUCUCACAACAACAUUCCAAGAAACACCAUCUCAUUCCAUUUCCUUGUCCUUUCUUAACAUCACCUUUUUCCUCCUUUUUAUUUAUCCCUCUUUUGUUAGAAUCCCAUUUCUAUUUUAUCAAUCAAAUUCAAGAAUUUAACUCAAAGUUUUCAUUCUACCAUUAAAAUCAUCAUUCAUUCUUGCAAAGUUGUAACCUUUUUUUGGAUUCUACUAUUCUAGCAUCUUAAUUUAUUACUUUUAUCAAUCAAAUACCCACCAAAUUCUCUUUGAACAAUACUUAUAUAUCCUAAAGUUUUCAUUUUUCCAUUAAAAUCAUCAUUCUUGCAAGAAAAAGUUUCAACCUUUUUUAGAUUCUACCAUCUGGGUUAUUUCUUCCUUGAUCAAAAACUUUGUGGGUAAUCUUCAAAAUCAAAAUUUUCAUCAUCAAAAUAUAGAAAAAUGUCUCCUUCAAAUUUUCCCUUAAGAUGGGAAAGUACAGGAGAUAAAUGGUGGUAUGUAUCACCAAUAGAUUUUGCAGCAGCAAAUGGUCAUUAUGACUUAGUUAGAGAGCUUCUGCGCCUUGAUGGUAACCACUUAAUAAACCUUACCUCACUUCGUCGCAUCAGGCGCUUAGAAGCAGUGUGGGAUGAUGAGGCACAAUUUGAUGAUGUAGCAAAGUGUAGGUGUGAAGUUGCAAAACAACUUUACAAAGAAUGUGAGAGUAAAAAAGAGGGUAAAGAUAAAAACUCAUUGAUUGUUGCAGGAUAUGGUGGGUGGCUUUUGUACACUGCUGCAUCAGCAGGAGAUUUGAGUUUUGUGGAAAAACUUGUAGGGAAAUAUCCUUUGUUAGUUUUUGGGGAAGGUGAAUAUGGGCUUACUGAUAUAUUGUAUGCAGCUGCUAAGAGUAAGAAUCCUAUGGUUUUUAAGGCUGUUUAUGAGUUUGCUGUUUCGCCGCGGUUUUCGAGUGGUGGAGGAGAGGGGGAGGAGGUGGUUGAGGAUGUUCCAUUGGAGUUUAAGUUGGAGGUGAAGAUUAGAGCUGUUCAUGCUGCUGCUAGAGGUGGGAAUUUGAUUGUUUUGAAGGAGCUUCUUAAGGAUGAUUCUAGUGAUGUGUUGGAGUUUAGGGAUGUUAAUUGUUCUACUGUUUUGCAUUCUGCUGCUGGGAGAGGUCAAGUUGAGGUAGUUAAGCACCUGGUAUCAUCCUAUGACAUGAUCUCUUCUGUUGAUGAAAAAGGCAAUACGCCAUUGCAUGUUGCUGCUUACAGAGGUCAGUUAUCUGUUUUAGAAGCUCUAAUCCAAGCAUCACCUUCAUCUGCCUCGGUAAUGAACCAUGAUGGGGAUACAUUCCUCCAUAUGGCUGUUGCUGGUUUCCAAACUUCUGGUUUUCGUAGAUUAGAUCAGCAGAUUGAACUUAUGAAGCAGCUUGUAAGUAGAAAAAGCUUCAUUAUAGAAGACAUUAUCAAUUCCAAGAAUUAUGAAGGGAGAACCGCUCUUCAUCUCGCCAUUAUUGGGAACAUUCACUCUGAUCUAGUGCAACUGUUAAUGAGUGCCCGCUACAUCAACGUGAAUAUCCGUGAUGAUCAUGGCAUGACCCCGCUUGAUUAUCUCAAACGACAACCAAAAUCAGCUUCAUCAGAAAUCCUAAUCAGACAGCUGAUUUCUGCUGGUGGUAUAUCUAGUUGCAAAGAUAAUGCUGUGAGAAAAGCAUUCGCCUCGCAUUUAAAGAUGCAAGGCAUUUGCAGCAGUCCAGGAACAUCCUUCAGAGUGUCUGACAAUGAGAUUUUCUUAGGCACAGGCAUAGAAAGGUUGGUUCAUACUAAUACAGGCCAACUAAAUGGGGUCCAUUUUCAUUUUAAUUCCUCAGGGGAGGCAAGUCAUUGUGAUUCACCUAAUGUUGAAGACAAUAAAACUCCAGACAUGAAGAAAACAGGCCCAUUACACAAUGCAGCUAAGAGGCUUAAAACUAUGUUUCACUGGGCAUUGGUGAAACGCAAAGAAACCGAAAGAUCCAAGAGUAUACAAGUGAAAGAUGACGGGUUUUCUGACAAAAGACGUAGCACCUCAGAGGAAACUCCAAUCCCGUUAAGGGAGAGAUAUUCGAAUGCUUCUUCGCUUUCUAGUAAUAAGAGAACACUCGCUGUGAGGAGUAACAUUUCGAGUCCUACCAACAGGAAGAAAUUGGCUCCAGGGUUGGCACAUGAUGCCCUGCAAGACCGGCUUAUGGCUAACAUUUCAGCACAACAGUCAUUCUCCAAGUCAUCACUUUCAUCUAAUAGUUCUUUGGAGAAAGGGAAAGAAAUUAGUGUCGAAGAUGAGAAUGCAAGACCGUCUUGCUUGAAGCAAAUUGGUUCAGACUCCGCUGCCCCAAAUGUGAUGCGGAAGCAAGGAUCCAUGAACAAGAGACUCGUGAACCCGAUUUUGUGCUUUGGCGGAUCACACAUAUCGGUUAGAAAUUCAGUUAGCAAGCAUUUUACUAGGCAACCUGUUCAGUCAGUUGCUUAAGUUAAGCUAACCAAUAAGCAUUUAAUCACUAAAUCAUGGCCUUAGAUAAUUAUUGAGUUUAAUCACUACUUGUGAUCUUGUGACCUCUGACUGUCAUCUUUUAAGGUGCAUAGUUAUGUGUUAGCUCUUUCUUGUAGAUGACUCUCCACUUUCCAGGAUCACUACUAAGAUGUAUGUACUCCAGAACUUUUGAGACUUCCUGUAAUAUAUUUAAUAUGCCACGUUUGGACUUUGUGUA